Molecule: messenger RNA, 592 nt
Organism: Morone saxatilis (striped sea-bass)
Lineage: Eukaryota; Metazoa; Chordata; Actinopteri; Moronidae
Product: pre-mRNA-splicing factor RBM22
Cellular component (GO): Prp19 complex; U2-type catalytic step 1 spliceosome; U2-type catalytic step 2 spliceosome
Molecular function (GO): metal ion binding; pre-mRNA binding; U6 snRNA binding
Source: RefSeq, a predicted model, not a curated record
GUCUGACACCUCUUGUGUCGUCGCUUGUUUGGCUCACGCUCCGCAAAAUGGCGACGUCGCUGGGCUCCAACACGUACAACAGACAGAACUGGGAAGACGCGGAUUUUCCGAUUCUGUGUCAGACAUGUUUAGGAGAAAACCCUUACAUCCGUAUGACCAAGGAGAAGUAUGGGAAAGAAUGCAAGAUCUGCGCUCGACCGUUUACUGUGUUCCGGUGGUGUCCAGGGACACGGAUGCGUUUCAAGAAGACAGAGGUCUGUCAGACCUGCAGUAAAAUGAAGAAUGUUUGUCAGACAUGUCUGUUGGACCUGGAGUAUGGUUUGCCUAUCCAGGUCAGAGACACUGGGCUGUCCGUUAAAGAUGAGGUUCCUAAGUCAGAUGUGAACAAAGAGUACUACACACAGAACAUGGAGAGAGAGAUAGCCAACUCUGAUGGCACGCGGCCGGUGGGCCAGCUCGGUAAAGCGCCCAGCUCUAGUGAUAUGUUGCUGAAACUAGCCCGGACCACACCAUAUUACAAGAGGAACCGGCCGCACAUCUGCUCCUUCUGGGUGAAGGGAGAGUGUAAGAGAGGAGAGGAGUGUCCCUACAG